AUGGGGUUCCCAUUACUGUUCGCUUUGGAAAAAAGAAAAAGUUGCCUAGUUGCUGAAAGGGUUGGAUUCGAGGGCCGUUGGGACUGGUACAGGAGACCCAGAAGUGAAGCUGAAAUUAAGGAAUGGAGAAGGUUAUGUAGACUUUUGGAUGAAGUUUCUUUAAACUCAAAUACGGAUAGCUGGAAGUGGAGGGGUGACGAGAAACAUGGGUUCUCAGUCAAAGGCAUGGGAAAGCUUUUGAUCAAGGAAAAGGAUUUUAGUGAUAGAUUCAUCUUUAAAUGGGUUAGAUGGGUUCCGAAAAAGUGUAAUAUCUUUGUGUGGAGAGCGGUAAUGGAUAGAGUCCCUACCAUGGUUUCACUCCAGGCUCGUAACUGUUUUACGGGGGAUGUGAAUUGUGGGAUGUGUAACAUGGGGCCGGAAAGUAUUGAUCAUUUGUUAUGUCAUUGCCAUAUCGCCAUUGAGGUAUGGAACGCGGUGAGCUCUUGGUGUCACACAGCACCAAUUUUCUUCUUCGAUGUAAAAGAUAUUGUGGAUAUACACAAACAUGUUGGUGCAGGGAGAGAGAAAAGGAAGAUCUUGAAAGGCAUUGUUUGGACGACGUGUUGGUGUAUUUGGAAAGCUAGGAACGAUAGAAGAUUCAAUGAGAUUGAGACCAACCCGGUGGAGAUUAUUCACAACAUCAAAAGUCUUGGUUUUUUAUGGUUUAAGAAUCGCUUGUGUUUUGCAAGGACAUUGUGA
Messenger RNA from Erigeron canadensis, 738 nucleotides. RefSeq lists its product as uncharacterized. NCBI's taxonomy places the organism in Eukaryota, Viridiplantae, Streptophyta, Magnoliopsida, Asterales, Asteraceae. The transcript has 2 exons. The record is from RefSeq and is a predicted model, not a curated record. The coding region runs from base 1 to 738 and encodes 245 amino acids.